ACAGCGCCGUGUCCGCGCCGCCAUGUUGUACAUAGCAGCGGUUGCUAAGCUCGGGCUGGCGGCGCUGCCCGGGCCCCGGCGGUGGGUGCCGCUCCCCGGCUAUGGGUGAUGAGUCAGUACCAUUUUUGCUGGACCAAGGAACCACUAAAACAUAUCAAAUACCUAUUAGUCAUCUGGAUUACAAAUUCAUUGAAAAAUGCACAGAUGUUAAGCACCUGGAAAAGAUUCUCAGAGUAUUAAGGUCUGGUGAGGAGGGAUGUUACCCCGAACUUACCUUGGUUUGUGAAAAGCGUAUUGAGCAUUUAGAUCCAAAGAGCAGAGCUCUGAGAAAAGAUAAGCCUGCAGCCACAGCUUCUGAUUUCACAGCUGAAGAGUGGGAAACAAUUAAUGAUGAGCUGAUGAACUGGGUGACAGAAAUGAAUGAAGAUGAUAAGAAAUCACAGUUCCUGAGAACAGACACACCAAAUGAAAAUCAAGAUAACUUGCCUCCCAUUCGUUGUUCCAGCAGCUGUCUUCCUGCUAAGCAGAUCAAAACACUGCAAAACAAACAAAGAAACAAGAAAAACAUUCCACGGGAUUACAGUGAAUGGGAAAAGUUCGACGUGGAAAAGGAAUGUUCUAAAAUUGAUGAAAACUGUGAAGAAAGUAACUCAAAAUCAAGAUUAUUCAGUAGGCCAAGUCAACCUGUUAUCAAAAAUACAAUAGACACAACUGGAAUGACAAAGAGAGAGAAAAUCUUUAUUGCUACUCGUGAAAAAGAAAAGGGCAAUGAAGCUUUUGCCAUUGGUGAUUAUAUGGAAGCAGUGACAUAUUACACUCGGAGUAUAUCAGUAAUACCGACUGCAGCUGCAUAUAAUAACAAAGCUCAAGCAGAAAUCAAACUUCAGGACUGGGACAGUGCUUUGCAGGAUUGUGAGAAGGUACUAGAUAUGGAACCUGGCAACAUAAAAGCUCUGCUACGCCGUGCCACUGUACACAGUCAGCUGCAGAAUUAUCAAUCAGCCAUAGAGGAUCUGAAUAAAGUAUUGUCUGUUGAACCAGAAAACCCUAUAGCUAAGAAAAAUCUGCUGGAGAUUGAAGAGAAACUGAAAGGUUUAAAGCCUGUAUCUGAGACUCAAAGCAAAGGAAAAAGAAUACUCAUUCAAGAGAUAGAGGAUUCACAAUGUGAUGAAGAAAGAGAGGAAAAUACAGAAGAAUGUGAAAGAAGUGGCAGAGAUAAAAGAACCGCUGUGCCAGUGGCAGCCGAGGCAGCGGCCGGAGAGCCUGCCAUGGGCAACGCGCACAGAAAGUUCCGUAGCAAAGGAGGCGGCGGCAAGGCGGAGGACAGAGAGAAGCAGAAGAAGAAGGAGCCCGCUGAGAGCGGAUUAAAAAAAGGCACAUCAGAGAAAAAAGCAGAAAAGCAGUUGUCAGACCAUGAAGGUGAAAUUAAUGGCUAUGUACACAGCGAGCAGAAGAGUGAAGGCUCUGAAUCUGGGAGCUCCAGGUGGCACAGCGCAGGGUCUCAGACGACUGAGACUGGUGGUACCAGUUCUACUUUGCUUCCUCCUACUGCAGCGAAACUAAAAAGCGAAGGAAACGAGUUAUUUAAGAGUGGGCAGUUUGGAGAAGCUGUGCUCAAAUACUCGGAAGCAAUUGAAUAUGUCAUUGGUCUAGGAGAACAAAGUCCAGAUGAUUUAAGUAUCUUGUACUCAAACAGAGCAGCAUGUUACCUCAAAGAAGGGAACUGCAGUGACUGCAUUCAGGAUUGUAACAGAGCUCUGGAGCUUCAACCAUUUUCCCUUAAGCCUCUUCUACGACGAGCAAUAGCAAAUGAGUCAAUGGAGCGGUAUCGACAGGCAUACAUUGAUUAUAAAACAGUCCUACAAAUAGACAGCAGCAUCCAAGCAGCAAAUGAUAGUGCUAAUAGAAUAACGAAGACUUUAAUAGAUCAGGAUGGUCCCAAUUGGAGGGAGAAGCUGCCACCAAUUCCAGUUGUCCCAGUUGCUGCUCAGCUGCACAGGUGGGAUGGAGGAAACUUCACUUCAGAGAAUAAGCCUGGAAGUACUGUAGACAUCAACAGAGAAGAACAAUUGGAAGUGAAUUGUGAGGAGGCUAUGGAGAAGUUCAAGAGACUGAAAAAUGAAGGGAAUGAUUGUGUAAAAAUGGGGGAAUAUGACGAAGCUAUAAAUAAAUACAGCGAAUGCAUGAAGUUAAAUGCUGAGGAAUGUACGGUCUACACUAACAGAGCUCUCUGUUACUUGAAACUGUAUAAAUAUGAAGAGGCUAAGCAGGAUUGUGAUCAUGUUCUUCAGAUAGAAGAUUCUAAUAUUAAAGCUUUUUAUAGAAGAGCACUAGCGUACAAAGGAUUACAGAAUUAUCAAGCCAGUGUUGAUGAUUUCAACAAGGUACUUCUAAUAGAUCCAAAUGUUCUUGAAGCACAGAAGGAGCUAGAGGAGGUGACCCAGCUGCUUCACCUGGACAGCAGUGCUGGAGCUGACAGUGAGCAAAGGCAAAGGAAGAAAGUAACCAUACAAGAGGUGACUGGACCUGAUGAACAGGAAGAGAGGCAGUUUGCUACAUCAGAUGAUGUUGUGACUGAUCCCAUUACAUCCAAAGAAGCAGUUCAAAAGAAUGUGCCACUGAAGUCCUCUGAGAAACUGCGCAUUUAUGAACCAUCUAAUGCCUAUGACUUUGGUCAGAUUAUAAAUGCAGUGAAUGCCAAUAAGGAUAAAGCUGCUUGUGCAGAUCUUUUAACAAUUACUGAUCCGAAAAAAUUGCCAUUGCUUCUGAGUAACAAACUUGAAGGAGAAAUCCUUCUGAUGUUUAUCCAGUCAUUGGAACAUUAUGUAGCUGAAAAAGAUCCUGGCCUUGUGUAUCAGCACCUUUUCUACUUGAGCAAAGCAGAAAGAUUUAAGGUGGUGCUGGCCCUUCUUAGCAAAAAUGAAAAAGAAGAAGUGCAGCAACUGUUUGACUUACUUUCAGAAAACCAGAGUGAUCAGUACUCACUUGAAGAUCUUGAGAGCCUUAAAAAGGUUUAUGAACUUUAAGAAGUUAAAGUUUAUUGGCUGCUUGCAGAUAGUUCAUGUGUAAAAGAUGGAUCUGUGAACUCUGCAGACUUGAAUGAGUUCAAGUGGGUCUUUACCUGGACUGCUGAAAUUUUAUUUUGUUUUGACAGCAUAUGCACAUUUAAAACUUGCUGCUCUAUUUUUCUUGUAGCUGUAUACAUCCUUAGAACUUAAUGCAUGCUGUGUUCAGUAACAGAGUUCAUUUUAUUUGGCAUACGGAUUUUAUUUAGGAUGUAUUAAUUAUAUAUAGAAAAAUAUAUUUUACAUUAUUUAUAUAUAAUGUGAAAUAUCUUGAUGGUGCAAUAGGUAAAUAUACGUCUAGUCAUCAGUUUUUAUAUCAUUUGGUGAGUUCUAAGUUCCUGAGGUAAAGAAGUGUCUUCAAGAUAAAUGGGUAAGUUAGCAGUAGUUCUGCUAAAAUGCGUUUACAAAAAGUAUUAACGCUUUUCAGAUAAACUACUAAACAUCUGUUUCUUCACCAUCCCUGGUCUAUACAAAACAGAUUUAAGUAUUUUGGCACAAUACAGUUUAGCAGCAAAGGUGAAUGAGUAAUAUAUGAGCUUGUCAUGGGACUAUUUGAAACAAAAUUGGUAAACAUUGGGUAUGUUUUAACAAGUGAAUAAUUUUUAGUGCACAGAGAAUUACUUUUCUGUGUGUGCUGAGGGACUGCUGGUUUGCCUGGCUUUUUUUUUUUUUUUUUUUGCAGUGACAUUGGUAAACAGAAGAAAAUGUGGCUGCACUUCACAAUAGAAAUAUUUAGCUCUGAGUUUUGUAACUGGGUUACAUAAAACAUCAACUGUUUCUGUUUUACAGGUAUAGUUAUAAAACUAAAAGUAAAAUAAUUUUUUUGAUCAGUAUGAUUUUUUUUUAUUUCAGGCAGUACCUAUGUUUUUAUAUUUGAUUCUGAUAAUGCUUCAGAGAUGAAGCUUUUAAAUUUUUCAAAUACCCAAUGCCUUCUUUGUGUUAUAAAUAAUGCGUUAUAAAUGUAUAUCAGACUCACAAGCACUGCAGAAAUACGAUUAAGAAUGUAGUUCUAAUGAACAUUUUUCUCAGGUGUGUAUUGAUAAAGUUUUUUUUCUUGAAAAGGACAAUUACUGAUUCUCUUUUCUGGUUCAAUACUCUUUAGGCUUAUAAUUUUGAAGUGGAUUAUGAGGUUUGUCUUGGAGUGCCAAGAACAAAGCUUUUAAUUUCUAAAGCACCAUCAGAAUGGGUUUUGGUUUUAAAUGUCCUCUUUUUGUGAGAUUCUGUGGUCAAGACAGAUCUGUUGCUCAUCUAAUCUAGUUGAGCAACAACGUGCCAGUUUCAUUCUUCAGUCCUGGUGUCGCGUUCACAUUCGCUGAUUUCUGUGUUACUGAUUUCAGUCUUUCAGUUUUGUUUUACCAUAGUUUAGUAUGUUCAGAGAAGAUUCAUUGUAUGUGUCCAACUGUAGUUCAGAAAAGAGAGCAUAAAAAUUAGGUGUGUAGUCUUAAAAUAGUCUUAAUUGCCUGAUAACUGUAGCUAAGAGCCCAAUGCCAAAAGCUCUCGAUGAAGUGAAGUCUUUCUCUGUGCCACCCAACCCUCCAAGUACUAAAUGCUCUUGAGAGACAAAGUUCAGCAGUCACAGCUGUUUCUUACAAGGUAUCUCAUUUGUAAAGAGUUUUUUGACACUGAGGACAAAAAUAAAAAUGUCUGCAGCAGCAAAUCAUAAUAUAAUUUAGUAAAUAUAAUUUAGUAAAUUUAGGAGACAACCUGACAUUAUUUAAGAGACAAAGGCUU
Molecule: messenger RNA, 4796 nt
Organism: Empidonax traillii (willow flycatcher)
Lineage: Eukaryota; Metazoa; Chordata; Aves; Passeriformes; Tyrannidae
Gene: SPAG1
Product: sperm associated antigen 1
Exons: 19
Coding region: 102-3026 (974 amino acids)
Biological process (GO): axonemal dynein complex assembly
Cellular component (GO): cytosol
Molecular function (GO): protein binding
Source: RefSeq, a predicted model, not a curated record